Molecule: messenger RNA, 1648 nt
Organism: Aspergillus heteromorphus CBS 117.55
Lineage: Eukaryota; Fungi; Ascomycota; Eurotiomycetes; Eurotiales; Aspergillaceae
Product: putative glucosamine-6-phosphate deaminase
Exons: 1
Coding region: 448-1263 (271 amino acids)
Biological process (GO): D-glucosamine catabolic process; N-acetylneuraminate catabolic process; carbohydrate metabolic process
Cellular component (GO): cytoplasm
Molecular function (GO): identical protein binding; glucosamine-6-phosphate deaminase activity
Source: RefSeq, a predicted model, not a curated record
GAGAGUGAUCAUCCGAGAAACAAGUCUCGAGGCUUCUGAAUACAUUGCCGAUUAUAUCAUCAGUGCGUCCCCACCGUCUGCAAUCUCAAAUAACACUGCUCUUUUUCAUAUUCCCCCAUACCAGCGGUUAGACGGACUCUGGUGCUUAACAUACUUCCUUACAAUGAUCUUUUCCAUCUGUCAGGUCGCAUCAAGUCAUUCAAGCCGACUGAAGACCAGCCCUUCGUUCUUGGUCUCCCGACCGGUAGCAGCCCCGAAAUCAUCUAUAGGACUCUGGUACGUCGACACAGAAACGGCGAAAUCUCAUUCAAAAAUGUCGUGACAUUCAAUAUGGUAUGUAGAACCCUUCUCCAAGAAGGACUUGUUGGUAAAUGCGUAGCACGCUGAUUUGAAAAGGAUGAGUAUGUUGGGUUGCCUCGCGAUCAUCCCGAAUCAUAUCACAGCUUUAUGUAUAAGCACUUCUUCUCCCAUGUGGAUAUUCCACCUCAGAAUAUCAACAUCCUGGACGGGAAUGCCCACGACCUUGCAGCAGAGUGUGCAUCGUUCGAGGCACGGAUUGCUCGCUACGGUGGCAUCGAGCUAUUCCUAGGUGGCGUGGGGCCAGACGGGCAUAUUGCAUUCAACGAGCCAGGUUCCUCUUUGAGCAGUCACACCCGUGUGAAAACCUUGGCAUAUGACACAAUCCUGGCCAACUCACGGUUCUUCGGAAAUGAAGUGAGUCAGGUACCACGAAGGGCGCUUACCGUUGGGAUUCAGACUAUUAUGGAUGCCCGCGAAGUAGUCAUCGUGGCUACAGGUGCUCACAAGGCUCUCGCCGUGGAAAAGGGUCUUGAAGGUGGCAUAAACCACAUGUGGACGCUUUCAGCACUGCAGCUGCAUCCGUACGCAUUGAUUGUUUGUGACCGGGACGCAACCUUGGAGCUCAAGGUCAAAACAGUCCGAUAUUUUGAGUCGAUCGAACAAUCUGGCACGGAUGCACGAACUCAAGGCCCGCCUCUUCUCUACCGCCCCAAGACUUACGUUCCUGCUCCAGUCGGAAUUGGAAAAAUUCAGCCGUCUCAGCUUACCCCCCAAACUACCCCUCAGAAAAUACCCAAGGACCUCAGAAUUAACACGGAGCUGAACCAGUCGAUGGAGGAUGACGAAUUAACCCCUGAUAGCAUGUCGUCGCGGAUGGUAGACUCGGCGAUUGGUGGGCUGGACUCGACUUUGAAGGGGGAUUUGUUUUUCGAUCCUAUGGGGGCGCGGGUCGUAUCACAUUGAUCUGGAUCGAUAUGGGAUCAGCUCCUAUCUAUACGGGGGUCCCUGACGUUGCUGCAUGGACGAAAUAGCCGAUUCACUUUUGAUUUGCUGCCAAAGGGAACGUGGGAUGGGAUGAUUUGCUUGAAGAUUCGUUGGCUUUUGGCUACCAGGUCGUGAAUCCUUUAUAUUUCGACUCUUUCCCCCCUCUGAUACUCAUGGACUAUUUUUGCUAUGCAUGUGUUUGAGGAUCAUAGAUGGCAUGAUAUGGUGUUCGUUGCUGAAAAAGAAACAGAGUGGCCGUGAGUUUAAGAAUAAUAAAUAGACCGACGAUAGUCCGUUGGAUUUUCCCCCUGUGUGGGCUGUCGUAUCUUUAUAUUUUAUGCCGAUAAGAAGUAAAUAUUCUGUG